CACUCAAAAGUAGUAACAACUAAGAAUGGAAGAUAUCAUCAUCGGCGUGGUGGCUCUAGCCGCGGUUUUUCUCUUCUUCCUUUACCAAAAACCGAAAACCAAACGGUACAAGCUGCCUCCGGGACCAUCACCACUUCCGGUGAUCGGGAACCUCCUUCAGCUUCAGAAGCUUAACCCACAACGCUUCUUCGCUGGAUGGGCCAAAAAGUACGGACCAAUCUUGUCAUACAGGAUAGGAAGCAGAACAAUGGUGGUGAUAUCUUCAGCUGAGCUAGCUAAAGAGCUUCUCAAGACGCAAGAUGUCAACUUUGCCGAUCGUCCUCCGCACCGUGGCCAUGAGUUCAUAUCCUACGGCAGGCGUGACAUGGCAUUGAACCACUACACACCCUAUUACCGAGAGAUCAGGAAGAUGGGGAUGAACCACUUGUUCUCACCAACACGUGUGGCAACCUUUAAGCAUGUACGAGAGGAAGAGGCUAGGAGGAUGAUGGAUAAGAUCAACAAGGCCGCGGAUAAAUCCGAAGUUGUCGAUAUAAGCGAGCUUAUGUUGACUUUUACGAACUCUGUUGUGUGUAGACAAGCGUUCGGGAAGAAGUACAAUGAAGAUGGGGAAGAGAUGAAGAGGUUCAUCAAGAUUCUUUAUGGGACUCAAAGCGUUUUGGGGAAGAUCUUUUUCUCUGAUUUUUUCCCAUAUUGUGGCUUUCUUGAUGAUUUGUCAGGACUCACAGCUUAUAUGAAAGAGUGUUUCGAAAGACAAGACACUUAUGUUCAAGAGGUUGUCAAUGAGACGCUUGAUCCCAAGAGAGUCAAGCCCGAAACCGAGAGCAUGAUUGAUCUCUUGAUGGGGAUCUACAAAGAACAACCUUUCGCUUCUGAGUUCACUGUAGAUAAUGUCAAAGCCGUGAUCUUGGAUAUUGUAGUGGCGGGAACAGAUACAGCAGCUGCGGCGGUUGUGUGGGGGAUGACGUAUCUAAUGAAGUACCCUAAAGUGUUGAAGAAAGCCCAAGCAGAAGUGCGAGAGUAUAUGAAAGAGAAAGGUUCAACGUUCGUUACUGAAGACGAUGUCAAGAACCUUCCUUACUUCAGAGCCUUAGUUAAAGAAACCCUAAGGAUCGAACCGGUGAUUCCUCUCCUUAUCCCUCGUGCUUGCAUUCAAGACACCAAGAUCGCCGGUUACGACAUCCCCGCAGGGACAACGGUCAACGUCAACGCGUGGGCCGUGUCCCGUGACGAGAAAGAAUGGGGACCGAACCCUGACGAGUUCAGGCCUGAGAGGUUUCUUGAGAAGGAAGUUGACUUCAAAGGCACGGACUACGAGUUUAUACCGUUCGGGUCAGGCCGGAGAAUGUGCCCUGGAAUGCGUCUUGGUGCGGCGAUGCUCGAGGUUCCUUAUGUGAACCUUCUUCUCAACUUCAACUUUAAACUUCCUAAUGGAAUGAUACCAGAUGAUAUCAACAUGGAUGUCAUGACUGGUCUCGCUAUGCACAAGUCGCAGCAUCUGAAGCUUGUUCCCGAGAAAGUGAACAAGUAAUAGAUUAUAUAUAGUCAAAUAAAUCUACCAUCUCUGAUUCUGUUCCUACAAUGUAUUUUGCUUCAAUGUUUGGUUUCUUUAUUAAGUGGCAGUCGUAUCUCUAUCUUUGUAUCUUUUUCUUCACAUUUUCAUAUGAAGGAAGCAAAUUCACAUGGAUGUCUUUUGUGAUCCUUAUAUAUAAUUAUAUAUCACUGAAUGGCUACAAAAAUAGAACUAAAUACGUAUG
This is a messenger RNA of Arabidopsis arenosa, 1757 nucleotides long. The record is from the annotation of a GenBank genome assembly. Lineage: Eukaryota; Viridiplantae; Streptophyta; Magnoliopsida; Brassicales; Brassicaceae.